Melitaea cinxia (Glanville fritillary) is the source of this 3394-nucleotide messenger RNA. RefSeq lists its product as uncharacterized. Gene Ontology annotation, biological process: intracellular transport. Gene Ontology annotation, cellular component: AP-1 adaptor complex; trans-Golgi network membrane. The record is from RefSeq and is a predicted model, not a curated record. Lineage: Eukaryota; Metazoa; Arthropoda; Insecta; Lepidoptera; Nymphalidae. Gene Ontology annotation, molecular function: clathrin binding. Bases 183 to 3284 code for a protein of 1033 amino acids. The transcript is spliced from 5 exons.
AUGACAGCUGACCCGUCAGUUGUUGUCCUACAAAAAAUUGUCAAUUAAAAUGAACAGCUGUCCAUCUCAUAAAGUUUCUUUUUCGUAAUUGAUGUGUCACGUAAAAUAAAUGAUAUUUAUGCUGUGUAAACAACUUAAAUAAAUAUAGUAUUUAUUAAAUUUUGAGGAUUUUUCGAAAUAGGAUGUCGAUUCCUCCACUUGUUUGCAGCACUCCUCCACCUCCUGAACAAUGUGAAGACGACAAAGAUCACGAAGAUUUUGAUAUAACAUACAAUUUAUCUCAAGAAGAUGACGAAGAAGAUAGUACUGAGUAUAAUUAUGGAAAUUAUAGCGGUUACAAUAUUUAUCCUCCCAAAUCAGAACAAACAGAAAAAGAUAAAUGGCCUUUAAAUUUUGAUAAAGAAAUCCAAAAAGGAUCAGAAGAUAUUUUGAAACCUGAUGGAAUACCAAGUAGUGACAAUUUAAUAUCAAGUGAAAACAUUAAAUAUGAUGACAAUAUAUUAGAAGAUUUAAAUUUAAAAGUUAACUCAGACAAUGUACAUUCCAGUGAUACACCUACUAAAGAAUAUGAGACUGAAGCUGACAUUUAUACUAAUGAAAGUCCUGAUAAAAAUUCUAUGAUACAAGAUGAGGGAGGUACAGAUAUUAUAGAAAAUGUUGAAGAGAAUGCUAUAGAUUCGCCUAAAGUUUUUAGUAUUGUGUCAAAUGUUACUGAUGGACUAAGUUUUGAGAGUGAAAGUGUGGGAAUAAAGUCAGAAAAGUCGUCUGACGAUUUAUCAGAAACAAGAUUUGAAGAUAAGAUUAGUACAAUACAAACCGAACAGUAUAUAUUAUCUGAUAGUAUGCAAUUGAAAGAUGAUCAAGAAAUAUCAGAAAAUGUUCUCGAGUCAAAAUGUAAAAACUUUGAAACCGAACGACAGCCAAACAUUGAAGAAUUUGAAGAUUUUGAUGACUUCCAGUUUACACAGUCUGAAGUAACACAAGCCCUUCCUGCAAACAGUGAAAACCCUUGGGAUAACAAUGCCAAUGAAAGUUCUGAUUUUGGUGACUUUAAGGCCAACUUUGAUAACGUAAGCACAGAAAAACUUGAGGAAAAUGAAUCAAAAAGUCAUAAAGAAGUAACAAUUGAUGGUGAUAAUGAUGAUUUUGGAGAUUUUGAUGAUUUUAAAUCUGUUAAUAAUCUUGAAAGUGAAGAAGAUAAGCAAGUAACUUCAAGCAGUAAUGUUCCGGUGUUAAGCUUUCAUUCUUCAGAUAAUGAGUUGCAAAUUGUAGAUAGUAUUAAUAAUGUGUUAACAACAAUAUUCACUGAUGAAUUACCCAAACCCGAAAAUGAUUUAGAUGGAAAACUUGAAUUGUUUUUGAAUGAAACAUGGGGUCAUUUGAUUGAUAUAGAUGUAAGGCAACCUUACAUUGUUAACUGGAACAAUUCUUUGGCUCAGAAAACACUUUUAAAGGCAUUGUGCAUAGACUCCAGGAACAUAUUGUUCGGUCCAAAAUGGAGCUACAACAUGCCUAAAUAUGCAACAAAUCUAAGCACUGCCCCCUUACAACCUCAAAAACAACAUGUUCAGUCAAACCCAUCAAAUACUGAAUCAACUGAAAAGGUGCCCAGCAAGGAAACAGCUUCAUGGGUCGACCCUUUCACACCUGAUGGACGUGAAUACACCUACGCUGAAGCUCUACUCCUAGACUUAGAGCAUCUAAUGGCCACAUUAGACCAAAUGGCUCACAAACAUUCCUCAUUAAAAAUUUCAGAGCUUCUGUCACAUGCUUGCAGUGUUGACAAUGAUGUUAAGAAAACUGAGACUGUAAAAAGACCAUCAGAUUUAGAUGUUUUUAGCAGUGAACCAUCUACAAAUUUAAAUAAGAUUUACUCUAGUACCAUUCAUGUACAACCAUUGCGACAUAUCAAUUUACCCGACACUCAUAUAUUUACACCAACUGACUCUGAGACUCCGAGAUCUAAAACAAUUCACUAUGAUAGUGGACCACCACUAGUGCCUCAGCAGGUUUUAGAACCAGCUACAAGCCAGUCUGACCAGCAUAUUUCUCAACCAAGCAAUAUAAACGAAAAUGAUGACUAUUGGGAGUUUCAAGAUUUUAAAAGUACAGCCACAGAGGUUUCUGCCAGUAGUGUUAAUGAAGUAGAGGAACAGACUAGUAUUACCAAGAACUUGUCGAGUAACACUACAGAAAAGGCUGGUAUUACAUAUCAAACUCAGAUAUUACAACCAAUUAAAUUGGAACCUAUCAUACCCACACUUAAUUGGCCGGAUCCAGGAGAAGUAAAGGAAACAUUUACAGAUUUUUCUGAAUUCGUUUCUAAUAGUGCAUGGAGCGAAAAAGAUAAUACAAAUUCUGAAAAUAAUGUAAUAAAUAUUCAUUCAAAAGAGAAGGACAAUUCAGUAGGCCCUGUUCCUCCAACUGACAAUAUAGAAGAUGAAUUUAAAACAUUCCAAUCUGCACCAAUUUCUGGCUUGCCAUUGGAUGUCGGAUCUACUUUUGUAAGUACCCAGAAUUUAACUUCAAACAACUUAAGUAAACAAAAAAAUUCGACAGAUAAAAAUAUACAAAUAAAAAAAGAGAACAGCCUUAUAGAACCCAAUAUUUCAUUUGUGGAGAAUAAAAUUUUAUCUACAAUGAAUACUUUAAGCCUACAAGAAGACACUCUUACAAAAACAAGUGCAAAUAAUACUGCAAACCAUUUAAACAGUGAUAUUUUGUUACCUAUAAACUCAAGCUCAAAUACAACAGUACGAAGUCAUCAUAACACAGGCCAAAUAUUACAACCAUUAUCUCUUGAAAGUUACUCCCAAAUCAAUUGGCCUAACCCUGGCAUAGAUUUACAAGAUUUAUCAAGAUUUAAUCCGAUGAAUAGUCUUAAUUCAUUAAAAUAUGAUAUAACUGCUGGUAGUAGCAAGGUUGGAUCACCAGCUCACAAUUCUGUCAAAACUGUUCAUGAAAUACCCGAUGAGGACAUUUGGGGCGAGUUUGUAUCAAAUGUACCUAAGACACAGCAAACAUCUCCAAAGAAAAAUAUCACAUUUGCUGAUGAUGAUGAAUGGACAGAUUUUGUAUCAAGUCCAAGCAUUAAAUCUCAAAAUGGUUUAAAUACUAUAAGCCUAAAUGUCCACACAAAUUCAAGUAAGCAAAAAACUGUCAAUCAGAACAAGUUUGCAUCUGGUAGUAAUCAGAUACAGCUUGAUAUUCCAACUUUAAACUACAUUACGCCUAAAUCGAAUAAUCGUGGAAUAUACAUGGAAAAACAUUUCCAAAACUUAUAACAGUGCAGAAACCAAUUUAACAUUUCUGUUUGUAAUAAUGUACUUAAAAUAGUUACAUAAGUGUAAAUAGUGUGGUGAUGGGAUAGUAUAAUAUUUAAUAGUUUACCAAA